UGGUUUUGCAGUCGUUGCGCAAACACAUCGUUGGUCGCGGGAACGUCGAGUCUAUAUCCCCAAAUCCAUUCAGCCUAUUCGUCUCCUUAGACUUGAGACAUAAUUUGCGCUGAUCUGUCUUCCCCAAAAAGGUAGACACGUUUUGUUAAACCACGGGCUCCGGUCUAUCUUGCUGCGUUCUUUCUGAUUUCGACCAAAGAAACAAAUUUGAACUUGGCACAAUGAGUUCUCCAUUGAAUCAACCAGGAUCUCCAGGCAUGUUGCGUCGUUCGAAUAUGGGUCAACAAGGAUCACCAGUCAUGUUGCGUCGCUCGAUGAGCGGCAGCUCCGGAUUGAACAAUCUGUCCCAUUCCGGAAGUUUCGUUCGUCGCAACAACGACCGCGACGGAAUGGGCAACAACGUCGGAGUCAGUCCCGGUGGCAACAACGCGGCGUACCGCGCCUCAUUGGUCUCGCACUACGCCGAAGAUUUGGAUAGACGUCGCCGCGCCGAGCGAGCUGUCGAAGAGAUCCGUACCGACGGAAGUAUGCCAUCAGAUAACUUGAAGAUCGAGUCUGUUGAGCUGUUCCCGCGAGACAACGCCCGUGAGCAUCGCACUGAUCGCUACGAAAUGGUUUUCGACAACGGCCGUGAGAUUGGAUCCUCGUCAUCGAUGAUGAUGUCCAGGUCGAUGACCAACAUGGCUUCCAUGUCGUCGAUGUCGCCAAUGUUGUCGAUGGACUACCGUUCAUCUUGCGCUCCGUCGACAACCGUUCUUCGUCGUGGCCAGCCUUUCUUCUUUGCUGUGCGCAUGAAGGAUCGUAACUUUGAUCCUCGCCGGGACAUCUUGAGGGCAUCGUUCACUUUUGGCCCGAAUCCUCAGGUGACCAAGGGAACCAAAGUCGUUUUGCCUUUCCGCAUGACUCAGCGCGAAUUCAGCCGGGCCCCGCAAAAGUGGGAUAUGCGUCUCCAUCAGCAGGAGGGAUUCAACAUCACUUUCCAAGUUCACAUUCCCGCCAACGCUUUGGUCGGAUUAUGGCGAGUGAACAUUGAAACGACCACGACGACGCCAGGCGCCCGCGUCGACGAAUUCCGUUUCAAAGAUGACAUUUACAUCUUGUUCAACCCCUUCUGCCGCGACGACCCAGUUUACUUGGACAACGAGGAGCUCCGCAGGGAGUACCUCAUGAACGAGACUGGCAAAGUCUUCGUGGGCACUCACCACCGCCCCAAAGGCCGCCGUUGGGUCUACGGACAGUUCUCUGACGUAGCCUUGCCAGCAGCUCAACUUUUGCUGGAACAGUCCGGUCUCAACCCAACGGAGAGAGGCAACCCCGUCCAAGUCGUCCGCGCCAUUGCUUCCAUCAUCAACGCCAACGAAGGCUUUGGUCUGUUGGAAGGCAAAUGGGAGGGCUCGUUCGAGGAUGGAGUUUGCCCGUGGGUCUGGACUGGAAGCUCCAAAAUCUUCGAGCACUACUUGCGCAACGGAUCCAAGCCAGUCAAAUACGGACAAUGCUGGGUCUUUGCCGCCGUCGCUACUUCCAUCUUCCGCGCUUUGGGUAUUCCAUCUCGUCCCGUGACCAACUUCGUUUCCGCACGCGAUACCAACCACACCCUGUCCGUCGACAAGUACUUUGACAUUUUCGGAGAUGAGAUGAAGGGUGGCCCAGAUGGCGACAAUCAGGAUGCCAUUUGGAACUUCCACGCUUGGUCUGAAGUUUGGAUGUCCCGACCCGAUCUCCAAGCCAACUGCAAUGGAUGGCAAGCAAUUGACCCCACUCCCCCACCCCAUUUCUGGCAGAAGAACUCCGGAGGUGACCAAAAGAGCCGUGGACCUUUGGCCGUUGAAGCCUUCCGUCGUGGCCCCUCUUCCGUCGAGUCCGUUCGUCGUGGUGACAUCGGAUUCGCCUUCGAUACCCCAUACCUGUUUGCCGAAGUCAACGCUGAAGUCAGUCACUUCCAGGAGGACGAAACUUCUCACUGGGGAUUCAGGAAGAUUCACGUCAACAACUACCAGGUCGGCCGCAUGAUCUUGACCAAGCGACCGGGAGCGGACGAUGACGUCAGCGAUGCCGACGCCGAGGAUAUCACUAGUCUUUACAAGAACCCCGAUGGCAUGUCCCGCUACCAGAAACAGGGCGACUUCAACUACCACUUUAACCAGGGAAUGUCGUCACCCUACCUGGAAAGGAGAGACAUGAGAGGAGGAGAUUUGAGAGAAAACAGGGACAUGAUGCAUUACCCAGGAGCAUCAGUGCGCCGUUUGAGCAUCAACGACGUCAACCGCAAACCCUGGUACGAUGAGUCGCGUCACCCCAACGACUCGGGCAGUUCGGCGGCGGAACGCGUUUCGGCCAUGAACGCGGCUCGCAGCGUCGAACGAACUCAGCCAAUGUUCGACAACCGUCCCGUCAACGAAGAUGUUUACUUCGACUUGAUUGAGCAAGAGAAAGUUGCCUGGGGACAGCCCUUCAAUCUCCAAUUUCUCAUUCAGAACCGUUCCCAAGAAAUGAGGACCAUCACGACUAUCCUGUCGGCCAACUCUGUUUACUACACCGGAGUCACCGCUCGUCGUCUUGGUCGCAGCGAUCGUCAAUUUGUUCUUCAACCCGGAGGCCGCGAAACUCUGCAAGUGCGCAUCAGCUGGGACGAAUACCGCGACAAAAUCGUCGACUACGGCCACAUCAAGAUCUUUGCCAUGGCAUCCGUGCAAGAGACUAAGCAGUCGUGGAGCGAAGAGGACGACUUCCAGCUCGAGAAACCCAAAUUGGACGUUCAGAUCCGAGGAAACCCGCAGGUGGGCCAGGAUUGCUUUGCCACGUUCAGUUUCAUGAACCCCAUAUCCGUUACUCUGACCGAGUGCGAGUUCACGUUCGAAGGACCCGGUCUGGUUCGCGCUCAGACUGUCAAAUACCGUGACGUGAAACCGGGAGAGAUGAUCAGCUUCGCCCACAAGUUCCUUCCGCGAUUCAGCGGCGAGCGCAAAUUGGUCGCCUCUUUCAAUUCUCGCGAAUUGGGCGACAUUAUCGGCUCUCGCCCCAUUCAUGUCCGUGAUUAAAUCGAGAUAACUCAAUUUGAUCAUCCAACCCAACGGACGACAUGGAAACCCCCUCGACAUUCUCUGGACCUUGAAACGAACUUUGGACUUGCCCAUGGAACAGUGUUGCAAAUUAGUCAAGUAACUCUCCUAUAUUGCUGCCUUCUAUGCACUCUUUACAACCCUACUAUUUCAUGACAUAUUUUACUCCUGCUGUAUUCAAUUAUAACUACUCUCUUUCCUCCUUUAACCAUUGGUGUUGGUUUUUUUACAUGACUAUUAUAAUCCCUUUCUGGUUUGUUGGUUUAGUCAGCCAGAAUAAAUUUCAUCAACCAGA
Daphnia pulicaria is the source of this 3354-nucleotide messenger RNA. RefSeq names its product hemocyte protein-glutamine gamma-glutamyltransferase-like. Lineage: Eukaryota; Metazoa; Arthropoda; Branchiopoda; Diplostraca; Daphniidae. The transcript is spliced from 20 exons. Gene Ontology annotation, molecular function: protein-glutamine gamma-glutamyltransferase activity. The coding region runs from base 222 to 3038 and encodes 938 amino acids. Gene Ontology annotation, biological process: peptide cross-linking. The record is from RefSeq and is a predicted model, not a curated record.